Dromaius novaehollandiae (emu) is the source of this 6932-nucleotide messenger RNA. RefSeq names its product SMG6 nonsense mediated mRNA decay factor (gene SMG6). The record is from RefSeq and is a predicted model, not a curated record. The transcript has 19 exons. Gene Ontology annotation, molecular function: telomerase RNA binding; telomeric repeat DNA binding; protein binding. NCBI's taxonomy places the organism in Eukaryota, Metazoa, Chordata, Aves, Casuariiformes, Dromaiidae. Bases 316 to 4497 code for a protein of 1393 amino acids. Gene Ontology annotation, biological process: nuclear-transcribed mRNA catabolic process, nonsense-mediated decay. Gene Ontology annotation, cellular component: telomerase holoenzyme complex.
UGGCCGAGGCAGUGUGUAGGAGCCUGGCUCCGUUCGGCGUUUUGUGCGGUGCUUUGUUGUUCGAGCUGCGUUCUUUAAAGUGUUUUUGUGUUAAAGCCCUUAUGGAGGUGCAGAGAGGAAAAGAAAAAGCAUAUUUUUUCCCUCGUAGCUCAGUAAUGCGUCCUUGACUUGAAAUGAUCUCCUCACGAAGCAGGGGGGCUGUUGGUGAAGAUACAGUAUCUGCAUACAAAGAGGCUUCUGCACCAGCAACAGGCUGACAGGGAGCUGCUGCCGAAACCAGGAAACCAGCAGCGUUAAAACUUCUAAUUCGACAACAUGAAAGAAGUGAAGGAGCCAAGACAUCGCAAAGACAACAGGCGCCCAGACCUGGAGAUUUACAAGCCUGGCCUCUCCCGACUGAGGAGCAAACUCGCGCUGCCAAAGCACGAGGCCUCGGAGAAGGAGAGGAGCAGAGCUGAGGAAGGCAAGGAGGAGAGUUCCAGUGACAAAGAUCCUUCGGCAGGAGGGGCUCCAGUCACGGAGGAUUUCGGCAAAGGUGACAACCACAAGCAGAAUGGCCCUUUGCAGGGAAAUGAGGAGACAGAGACUAAAGCUGGUCUUCCGGGCCAGGAGAACCAGUCCAAGCAGCUUGCUCCGGAUGAGUGGUGUCCCAAGAUCACCCGGAGAACCAAGAAGCCAGACCAGCAGAUAUAUCAGCCUGGGAAACGACUGCAUUCAGUUGCCAAAGAAUCGGCCCUCCGGUCAGCUAACGAGGAAGUCAUCACUAAGAUGGAGCAGCUGAAAGUUGAGGGAGAUGAAGAGACCGAGAAAGGUCCUGGAAAAGACAACAAUAGGAAAAGCAAAUCGAGCAAAGAGGAUAGAGAUGGAAGCCUGACAGGGGAAGGAGCAAAAAGUAUAAAGGGAGAGAAAGGAAGACGGACAGACCGAAGCGACAGGAUCAGGAAAACAAGUGAUGAGCUGCUGCAGGGGAAGCUGAGCUCUACGAAACGGUACUCCCGCUCUGACAAGCGCCGGAGCCGAUACCGCACCUGCAGCACAAGCUCAGCCGGAAGCAACAACAGCGUAGAUGGAGCCCCGCUGAUGGAUGGGGUAGAGAGGCGGCAGGAGCGCGCUAGAGAAAGAAUACGUCCUAGGAAGCAGCUCUCUGCGUCCUCCACUGACUCCUUGGAUGAUGACAGAAUUGAUGAGGCAGAAGCGUAUGUCUCUAGCAGGAAUUUGGAAAAGAAAAAGCGUUCAGAGCAGAAUCGAGCCUCUAGGAGUGAGAACGAGUGGAGCAGCAAUGGCAGGGAAGUCAAGGGACCCUUUCGAGUCACUUUUGACAACAAGACUAUAAACAGAGAUAUCAGCCUGUCGGAAUCAGAUAAAAAAAAGCCCCUGAAGGCUUUUGUUAGUUCUAACGACUCAGAGACUUUGGAGGCGAGAGGCCAGAGCAGAGAGCCCCAAGGCAGGGGCCGUGGGAUUCUGUUCCUGCCUGCCAACACCGACCUCUCGGUCAGCACCGCCGGCUCCCCUGAACCCACUCACCCGGGGCCCAGACUCCUGCUUGGCGGUGCUGGGAGCAAAGGGCCCCGCAGCAGGGGCCGAGGCGGCACUGCUCGCCGGCUGUGGGACCCCAACAACCCGGACCAAAAGCCUGCCUUGAAAAGCCAGACUGCUCAGCUUCACUUCCUAGACACGGACGAUGAAGUGAGCCCCACUUCCUGGGGGGAAGCCCGCCAGGCCCAGACGUCCUACUAUAAAUUCCAAAACUCUGACAACCCCUACUAUUACCCUCGGGCCACCGGCCAAGGCCCCCAGUAUCCUUACGGCGGGUACUCCCUGCAGUAUCCCAUGGGCCCGAGUAAUGGCAUGUACCCAGGAGCCUAUUACCCUGGCUUUCCCGGCCAGGCAGGGCAAUAUAUGUGCAGCCCGCUCCCUCCGACUCCUCUGAGUCCGGAGAUGGAGCAGCAGAUGCGGAACAUGCAACAGCAGGAGCUCAGCAAACUCCUCCGUGAGGCUGGGAACCAGGAGCAGCAGCUCAGCAAUCUGCUUUCCAGAGAUCGCAUCAGCCCAGAGGGGCUGGAGAAGAUGGCCCAGCUGAGGGUGGAGAUGCUGCAGCUGUACGAACGGUGCAUCCUGAUGGAUAUUGAGUUCUCUGAUACCCAGAACGUGGACCAGCUGCUGUGGAAGAAUGCCUUCUACCAGGUGAUCGAGAAAUUCCGACAGCUCCUCAAGGACCCUUUGGGGGAAAAUGGUCAAGAAAUUCGUAACAAACUGCUCCAGCUUCUGGACGAGGGCACGACUUUUUUUGAUGGCCUACUCCAGAAGCUGCAGGUGUCAUACCAGUUCAAACUGGAGGACUAUAUGGAUGGCAUGGCCAUCCGUAGUAAGCCUCUGCGAAAAAUGGUGAAGUACGCAUUGAUCAGUGCUCAGAGGUGCAUGAUUUGUCAGGGGGACAUUUGCCGAUACAGAGAACAAGCAAAUGACACAGCAAACUACGGAAAAGCACGCAGCUGGUACCUGAAGGCUCAGCAAAUUGCUCCCAAAAACGGCCGACCUUACAACCAGCUGGCACUGCUGGCCAUCUACACGAGGAGAAAGCUGGAUGCUGUCUAUUAUUACAUGCGCAGUCUGGCUGCUAGCAACCCCAUCCUCACAGCCAAGGAGAGCCUCAUGAGUCUGUUUGAAGAGACAAAACGCAAGGCUGAGCAGAUGGAGCAGAAGAAGCAUCAGGUGCUGGAGCUGAGCCCCAGUCGCCGGGGGAAGGGCAAGAAGUCCACGUUCCGACAAGUUGGAGAUGAUGCCACGCGGCUGGAGAUCUGGAUCCAUCCCUCCCACCCCCGUUCCUCCCAGGGCCAUGAGUCCGGCAGGGAUUCUGAGCAGGACAACGGUCUUGGGAACCUCAGCCCCAGCGACCUGAACAAAAGGUUCAUCCUCAGUUUUCUCCAUGCCCAUGGGAAGCUGUUUACCAGGAUUGGGAUGGAGACUUUCCCUGCGGUGGCCGAGGAGGUCCUGAGGGAGUUCCAGGUCCUGCUGCAGCACAGCCCCCCUCCCAUCGGAAGCACCCGCAUGCUCCAGCUUGUGGCAAUCAACAUGUUUGCAGUGCACAACUCCCAGCCCAAAGAGUGUGUCUCUGAAGACUGUCGCUCUGUCAUCCAGGAACAGGCCACGGCCCUGGGGCUCUCCAUGUUCUCCCUGUUGGUGAAGAGGUGCACGAGCCUGCUGAGAGAAUGCGUGCAAGCUCAGCCACAAGAAGUGGAGCAGGAGGAUGAGGAAGAUGACAUCAAGGUCUCUGCCUUGCCUCAGGACCUGAAGGAACUGCUCCCCAGCGUGAAGGUCUGGUCAGACUGGAUGCUUGGCCACCCGGACACCUGGAAUCCUCCUCCUACCUCUCUCGAGCUUCCCAAACAGGUCUCAGUAGAUGUGUGGGCGACGCUGGCUGACUUCUGUAACAUACUGACCACAGUGAAUCAGUCGGAGGUGCCCUUGUACAAGGACCCAGAUGACGACCUUGCCCUGCUUAGCCUGGAAGAGGAUCGGCUGCUCUCGGGCUUCGUCCCCCUGCUGGUCGCCCCUCAGGAGCCCUGCUACGUGGAGAGGACCUCGGACAAGGUUAUUGCAGCCGACUGCAAGAGGGUCACAGUUCUGAAGUAUUUCCUGGAAGCCCUUUGUGGACAAGAAGAGCCUUUGCUGGCAUUCAAGGGUGGAAAAUAUGUGUCAGUGGCACCCGUCCCAGACGCCAUGGGAAAGGAAAUGGGAAGCCAAGAGGGAAAACAACUGGAAGAUCAGAAGGAAGACGAUGUGCUGAUUGAGGCAUUUGAAGAUGAUUCUGAGGCUGAAGGCAGCGGUGGAGAGUUUGACAUCAAGGAACUGAGAGCCAAGAAGCAAGCCCUGGCCAGGAAAGUAGCUGAGCAGCAGCGUCGUCAAGACAAGAUUCAGGCCGUGCUGAAAGAUCAGAGUCAAGUGAGGCAGAUGGAGCUGGAGAUCAGACCCGUCUUCCUGGUCCCGGACACCAAUGGCUUCAUCGACCACCUCAGCAGCUUGGCGACGCUCCUGGAGUGCAGGAAGUUCAUCCUGGUGGUGCCCCUGAUCGUGAUAAACGAGCUGGAUGGCCUGGCCAAGGGCCCAGAGAUGGAGCACCGGGCCGCAGGCUAUGCCCGCCAAGUGCAGGAGAGAGCCAGGAAGUCCAUCGAGUUCCUGGAGGAGCGAUUUGAGAGCCGUGACAACUGCCUGAGGGCUCUGACCAGCCGAGGCAACGAGCUGGAGUCCAUCUCCUUCCGCAGCGAAGACACCACGGGCCAGCAGGGAAACAACGAUGACCUGAUUCUGUCCUGCUGCCUCCACUAUUGCAAUGACAAGGCCAAGGAUUUCAUGCCCUCUAACAAAGAUGAUCCGAUCCGGUUGCUCAGGGAAGUGGUUUUGCUCACGGACGACCGGAACCUGCGAGUCAAAGCGCUGACCCGCAACGUGCCCGUGCGGGACAUCCCCACCUUCCUCAAGUGGGCCCAGGAGGGCUGAGGGGGCCGAGCAGGGAGGAGAGCCCCUCAGUGAGUAACGCAGCGUGCUGCGGUGGGAGACCGGCUUCGGAGGCAGCCCUCGCCACGCGUCGCCACCGCCUGCCAGCCCACAACGAACAAUAAACGCCACGUCUUCAACCCACCCCAGAAUGGCCGUGCUGCGGAGGGCCCCCCCGGGGGCAGGCAAGCUGGGAAGGUCAUUGCUGUGGAUGGUUCACGCGGAGGCUGGGACAUUGAGGGUCCCGCCAUCCUUCGGGCGGUGCUGGAGCAGAGCCGGAGAGCCCUGCUGUCUAGGGAAGCUUUGGCUGAGCCCACGCCAGAUCGCCAGCCUUUUGCUUGGUUUGCUUGGUUGCAGAGAGCGCGAGGCACGAGGCAGUGUCUCUUUGGGUUUGCAGUCUGUUAGGACCGGGGACGUGACAGUGCGGACUUUGGGAUCACUUAUUCUAGCUCAGCCCCGAGAGCGAAGCCCUGCUGGCGCAGCCCUGGGCCCCGGGACUGCCUGUGCCCCUCGGAGAUGCUGUGGACUUCAAGGUCGGGCUCCCUCCUGCCCGGCCGCGCGCUCUGCUCUCCCGUCAUCCCUCCUCCCCCAGCCUGUUCGUCUCACCGGGCUCCGGCAGCACCCAGGCUCCUCUCCCCUUCCCCACCCUACUCCCGGCCCACCGGAGCGGGGCUGCUACUGGCCACCGACCUGGCCCCUCACGUCCCACCGAGGGAGACACUGCCGGCUGCUUGCGGGGGCUCUUCUCCUCUCCCUGGUGCGGAGUUUGCUGUUGAGUUUCAGUUCAGGCUGCGGUUGGUGUUAGUUUUCAGGUGUGCGUGCUGCCUGCACCGGGACGAAGGCUUCAAACCCCCCCCCCCCCAGCUGCUCUCGCCCUUGUGCUCUGCCCCGCUGCCCACCCCAGGCAUGAGCUGCCCCCUCCCUCUACCCCCCCCCAACCCCUUGGUCCCACUCUGCUCCCUCGAGGCACCUUUUCAACCUACUAAGACUUUGGCACGAGGCCAACAAGAGCCACCGAGUCCCUGGGGUGCCGGGACAGGCUGUCUCGCAGGUCCCCAGGCUCCUCCUGUGCGUGGGCACCAGCUCGUGCCCGUGGCUCUGGGGCCGGGCAGGGCUGCAGGGUGACCAGGCGCUGCCACCGCCACCUGCCCGCCUGCGUGUCCCAGCUGCCCCCCCGCUGCGCAGGGAGCCCUGAGCGGCCACUGCUGCCACGGCCCCGGUUGUGCGGCGUCACCCGGCAGCAGGAGCAGCGCAGGGGCUGGGCAGUGCAUCCCCCCCCCCAUUGCCACAUUGCCUCCACCACCGAGCUUUUGCAACCCCCCCCCCCCCCCCUUCAAAUCCCCGUUGCACUCCAGCAACAGGAGCUAAGCGGGAGCGUUAGCCAGAGACCGAGAGCCCCUGGCGCUGCAGCAAGCACCAGUCCCGAGGCAGGGAGGGGGUUGCCCUUCCUGGGAGCCCUGCAGCACCCGGUGUCUGCCGGGGAGCAGCAGCCGUGGGAGGGACGCAGGAAAGUGGCAGAGGAAGCAGCAGGGCUGAAACCAGCGUUUUCCUUUCCCGAGUCGGCGGCUUGGGGCCGGGGUCCGCGCUGGAGCGCGUUCGAGCAGGAACCCAGCGUCAGCCCUGCUUAAGCCUUCGCCGGCUGCCCGGCCCCACGGCGCGAGCCGAAGCGGGGCAGCAGGGCCUGCAACGCUCCGCAGGGCCGCUCAACGCCCGCUCCGACAGCCAGCGGGCCGUGGGGCAUGGAGCAGCCCUUCCCCUGCACCGGCCACCGCAGCGGGGCUGCACGGCGCCGCGCCCAAGAGGAGCGAGGGUUUGCGCUCGUUCGCCCGGACCACGCGGAUGCCCUGGCCGCAGGGGCGGCUGCCGGCCGAGGAGGGUCUGAGCGCAGGAGCAGAGCCGGAUCGCCAGGGACUUGGGGAGCCCCGAGCAGCGUGGGGCACCAGCGCCGGCCCAGCAUCUCCCGGGCCCGCGGGAAGCAGCGAGCGCGAGCGGCCGAAGACUCUGCCGCGGGGACCGGGCCAGCCCCCACCUGUGUACAGAGCUGCGCUGCGCUCGAGCAGCGCGCGGACUUUUCUUUCUCCUCACAGCUGAUUGCGUUUGAAAUGUUCGUGUCCUAACGAAGCGGCACAGAGCUGCCCCAGGCCGCGCGGCGGGCGGGAGGACGAGCGGCAAGGCCGGGCCGGUGGCUGGGGCACGCUCAGCUCCGAGGGCCGCACGGCCCUGCCGGACUCGGGUCCUGCACUGCUGGGGUGCCGCACAGCCCGGCAGCCCCCCGGGGAGGGCUGGGGCCUGGGGGCUCAGCACCCCUGUGCCUGGGGGCAGCGCCAGGCCGCUGCCCUCACCUCCCCCGGGAGCCCUUUCCUUGGGGAGAAGGCUGGGUUUGGACUAUCCUGUUACGAUGGUUUUAAUAAUUUUUAGUAUUAAACACUGGUCUGUGC